Labeo rohita (rohu) is the source of this 709-nucleotide messenger RNA. Its product is annotated as small serum protein 2-like. NCBI's taxonomy places the organism in Eukaryota, Metazoa, Chordata, Actinopteri, Cypriniformes, Cyprinidae. The record is from RefSeq and is a predicted model, not a curated record. The transcript is spliced from 4 exons. Bases 1 to 294 code for a protein of 97 amino acids.
AUGGCUGAGCUCAAGGUUGAUACGUUCUGUCAUUCCUGGAUCAUCUGCCUGCAUGUCUACUCGCGAGAAAAACACUGUGUUGAUCGCAUGGAUCACUCCAAGCAUCUAAUUGGAAGUACUUGGACAAACCGCAGAUGUGACAGAUGUACCUGCUCUCCCGGUUUGUUGAUUGAUGGGCCGAGUGACUUGACUAAAGGCUGCAUUGUGAAGUAUAAUUACGACACAUGCACAUUUAAAGUGUUUAAUCCAAAAGACCCCAGCGUUAAGUGUGAUUAUAGUGUUGUUGGAAAAUAAUUUCCAAUGAUCGAGUGAUGUGUGCUUAUUUGGAUAAAGAAGAACUUCAACUGUUUUUGGACCCAACCUAGACUACGCUGCAUACUAAUUAUUAAUGGCACAGCUAAAUAUCUUGAUCGCAAAAAAAUCUGGCAUUCAGAACUUUCUUUCUUUUAGUGCUAAAACAAAGCAUUUUCAAGUAAAGCUACAAGAACAAGGGAUUUUGUUUCUUAUAUUGAAUUUUGUAUUUAUAAAUAUAGCGUAUAUGUAGCACUUGUCCAUGUAUAGGGGCCUAUACAUGUUAGAAGAUAAUUGUCUGUAAUAAUAAAAAAAAAAAAAAAAAGGAAUUACAUCACAGUUACCUUUUCAUUUAUGAUUUAAAACAUGAAUCUUGCUUUGUUUGCUUCUGACUACCUGAAUAAAAUGCUAAAAUUGA